AAGGGAGCUGUGAGGGAUCUUGAAAGGACUGUGGCCGCGAGUCGUGCAAGGAAGCACGGGAGUCAUGACCCAGCUGCUCCUGGCGCUCUUGGUGUCCCUGGUGUCUGUGGAGCUCGCCCAAGGCUUGGAGACCAGGGUGCCAGCCCGAAACCUGAGCUGCUUCCAGUGUUUCAAGGUCCAACACCCCAGCCAGUGUCAGCCCAUAAAGUGCCAGCCAGACGAGAAAGUCUGCCAGAGCAACGAGGUGCUCAUUUACUCAAUUUCAAUGAGCAGAAUGCAGAUCAGCAAGCGCUGCGCUGUCCAGUGUCCCAACACCAACAGUCAGUUUGAGUGGACACUGAACAAAGGAAUUCAGGGCAAGAUCACCAGGAAAUGCUGCUCAAGGCCUCUCUGCAACAGAGCACCUGCCACCCAGCAGAGGUUCGGGGCCCUGCCGAGAAGGAUCCUGCUACCGAUGGGUCUGGGCCUCUUCUUCACCCUGUGGUGAGGACACCCCUCCGCCCCUGUGGCACCUCAAGUGGCUAUCCCGCCUCCAUUCCAUCUCUGAGGUGGAAGGGAGGGCACCAUAAAUUCGCUCAGGACCCAGCAGUCUGCUCCCACCCAACAUCUUGGCUCCUCGUGGAGACAGACAAGGGAGUAUUUCCAACGCAGGCCGCAGGAUGCUUAGAGAAAGCUCUUGACCCUUGGCAUGCUGCCCAGACUCUGUGAGUGGCAGAACAGACCUGGUGAAGCCAGAGGUGCAGCCACUCCCUGGCCCUGCUCGAUCUCCCCCAUAUCAGAUCACGUUCCUGAUGGGGUCCAGGCUGAGAAGCACUAUGGGGUCCCCUGUUCGUGCACAGGCACUGCCGGCUGUGUCGCUCUCGGCAGAGACAGUAAACCCUCGA
Messenger RNA from Mesocricetus auratus (golden hamster), 884 nucleotides. RefSeq names its product lymphocyte antigen 6 family member L (gene Ly6l). The coding region runs from base 65 to 487 and encodes 140 amino acids. Gene Ontology annotation, cellular component: plasma membrane. The record is from RefSeq and is a predicted model, not a curated record. The transcript is spliced from 3 exons. NCBI's taxonomy places the organism in Eukaryota, Metazoa, Chordata, Mammalia, Rodentia, Cricetidae.